Molecule: messenger RNA, 5925 nt
Organism: Cololabis saira (Pacific saury)
Lineage: Eukaryota; Metazoa; Chordata; Actinopteri; Beloniformes; Belonidae
Product: interleukin-1 receptor accessory protein
Exons: 12
Coding region: 276-2123 (615 amino acids)
Biological process (GO): signal transduction
Source: RefSeq, a predicted model, not a curated record
GGAACCGAAACUUCUGCUUCCUACUGGUAAACGGUCCUGGUCCAGGAUCUGGUUCUGGUUCUGGUUCUGGACCUAGUCCUGGUCCCUGGUCCCGGUCCUGGUCCCGGAUCUCUCUCUGCGGGUCCAGCUCUGCUCCAGGUCCCGGUCCGGUUCCAAACAGCUGUGCAGAUCCAAGCUCCGGACCGGGUUCUGGUCGCCGCCGGACGGAACAUCUGGAGCGGACCCGAACCUCCUGGCGGACCCGGACCUCCUGGCGGCCCCGGACCUCCUGCAGCAUGACGCCCUUCGUCACCCUCCUCUUCCUCCUCUCUGCGAUGGGCGGGGCCUGGCCAGCUGUCAGUCAAACCAGCGACCCGACAGAGCUCGGCUGCUACGACUGGGGCGGGUCCAGCAGGGACCGGGUCCUGGACCGGGUCCCGGUCCCGGUCCUGGUCCUGGAGGGCGAGGCCGGCUGGCUGUCCUGCCCCCCCAACGUCUACAACCACAGCUCCGCCCAGAACCUGCUCUGGUACCGGGUCCCGGAGGGCCAGGACCAGCCGGAGGGCCAGGACCUGGAGCAGCCGGUCCCGUACAGCUCCAGGAUCAGCAGGGACGGAGAGAGACUGGUUCUGUCCCCGGCCCUCCCCGAGGACAGCGGACUGUACAUCUGCACGCUGCGCAACCAGUCGUCCUCCAGCAAGAUGUCCAUGCGUCUGAAGGUGCGGCGCCGGGACCAGGUGUCCCCCCUGGCCGACUGCGUCCCCCCGGUCGCCGCGGCGCCGGUCCAGGUCACCGUCCCGUUUCAGCAGGGACAGACGCUGGAGUGUCCAGACCUGCAGGACGCCGCCAGGAUGGGGGACGUCCCGCCCAGAGUGUCCUGGUACCACACCAGACCGGAGCUGUCGAUAUGCAAGGGGGAGUUCCUGAGCCACGACGUGGAGCAGCAGGGCCCCCACCUGCGGAUCUGGGUGAUGCUGGUCCCGUACCAGGGGUUCUACGUCUGCACGGUCCAGUUCCAGCGCAGGAACCGGGCCCUCAACUUCACCCGCAGCAUCAACGUCACCGCCAUCCAGAACCAGUACCACAACCUGUCCAAGGACCCCGUGAUCCUCCGUCCCCACGGAGACCAGGUCUUCAGCGUCAGACGAGACGGGGACGCCCAGCUGGUCUGCCAGGCCCUGUUCCCGGUGAUCCAGAGCGACUCGUCGUGGGACAUGUGGUGGACGGUGGACGGGAAGCGUCCCGGGGACCGGUUCGUCCAGAAGAACUGCACCGUGGUGUCCUACGACUACGGGGACGUGGAACGAGAGAGCGUCCUGCUGAUCCGGGACGUCCAGCCCGAGGACCUGAGGAGGGAGAUCAACUGCUCUGUGAGGAACGGAAGAGGCUUCCAGAGCCGCCGGCUCCAGCUGCAGGAGGAGGUGUCGCUGCCGUCCGUGCAGCUGGGCUGUGGACUCGGCGUCACUCUGGUGCUCAUGCUGCUUCUCUUCGUGGUGUAUCACGUCUUCUGGUUGGAGCUGCUGCUGCUCUACCGAUCCUGGUUCGGCACCGACGAGCGGCACACAGAUGAUAAGGAGUACGACGUCUACAUCUCGUACGCGAGGAACAGCGAGGAGGAGCAGUUUGUUCUGUCGACGCUGCGCAGCGUUCUGGAGAACGAGCUCGGAUACUCGGUCUGCAUCUUCGACAGGGACAGUCUUCCCGGAGGCACCAUCACAGAUGAGACUCUGAGCUUCGUGGCUCGUAGCCGGCGCCUCCUGGUGGUGGUCAGCCCCGACUACGCCUCCCAGGGCUCCCAGGCCCUGCUGGAGCUGAAGGCCGGCAUCGACGGCAUGGCACUGGGCGGACACCUGCGGGUGAUCCUGGUCCAGUACAAGCCGGUCCAGAGGCAGGGCUGGGUCAGGGAGCUGAGGAGCGCCCGGGUGGCCCUGGCGCUGGUUCAAUGGAAGGGCAACAAGUCCAGAGAGCUGUCGUCCCACUUCUGGAAGAAGCUGAGGGUGGAGUUACCCGUGAGGAGGGUUAACGGCGCCGUUCAGGAGACGGCUCUGAUGAGACUGAUGAGUCAGAACAGCACAAACUCCCAAACGGGCCUCAUCAGCAGCAUGGUGAAAGACCCGGAGAAGGCCUUUAACUCUGCAGCGUAACGUUGAUUAGAUGAUCCUGGAGACUUGUUUGUUUUAGCUCCAAAAAUAUAUCUACAAGGUUUUUACACCAAUUCAGUUAGAAUACGAGACGCCAUCGUCGUCCCAUAAACCAAAUUUCUUCCUGCUCACGACACAAAGGAGUUUCGCUGCUUUGAAACGUCCCGCCUGCCCGUGCUGCAGUUUGAUUGGAUGGCGCUCGUCGUCAAAGAAGCACAUCACAGGACCAGAGAACCAACAAACCAGUUCAGCAUGUGGACGCCGUGGCCUCAUGUGUCUCUAGAGGAAUCUGGUCUACAGGGGAGUUCAUGGUCCAUCAGGGACUGACAGGCGUCCAGGUCCAGACCACCAGUUGGUCUGAGGUGGUUCUGCUGGUUUCCUCCAAACAUGGUUCUGGACAUUGUUGAGGAAUUUAUCAAAACCAGUUCAGAAGUCCGCUUGUGAGUAGUGAGUUUUAUUUAGCCGGAGGUGAGCAGACCUACACAGAUCGUGUCAGAGUUGGUGUGCCGACCAAGAGAGAUUUUACAACAGGGUUUUUAUACAAGAAGUGAUCUUUCAGUUUGGGACUACCCCCUGAGGAGUCAGGAAGUCCAUAUAUGGUAUUCUCCAUGGAUCAAGUCCUCGUCUCUGCAGGGGCUGGAAGUCAAAGCCACUUCCACGGUGCCUGUCUCAGCAGGGAUUCAGGACGCCGGAACUUGCGUGACAAUGUGUCUCGAGCACUGAAUGAGACUGGAGCCGCCUGCAAGUCCUCGUCCCCGCAGGGGUCCUCGGAAAGCUGGAACUUGCUCAAGCAGGGGUGCAGGGGUAUGAGUCGUCUUCCCUGCAGGGGGUAGGAAGCUGGAACUUGAUUGACAAUGGGUCAAGCGGGGGUAUGAGGCUGGGGCAACCUGCAAGGCGUCGUUGUCCCUGCAGAGGGUAGUAAGCUGACAUUCCGGUCGACCACGUGCUGUCACAAUGCUUCAUCAACAUGAAGACCAAAUAUGGUCUCAUGGUUCCAGAGGACACGGUUCCAGAGGUCCACUGGUUUGUCAAGGUGGAGGUUCAUGGACCGCAGUCCUGCUUCCAGGUUCUUGCAGGAGAAACGUCCUCUGGACAUCAUUGGACAGACAUGUAACCAGAGACGUCGGCAGAGCGACGGCCAGACGGGCAUCAACAAAGACGUCCCGUCACACACCUCCACCUCCACCAACCGACCCUGGAUCAGGGGCAGCUGACGGGGCUUGUAGCACCCUAUAAUGUAAUAAUUUCACCCAAUAAUGUAAUAAUUUCACCCAAUAAUGUAAUAAUUUCACCCUAUAAUGUAAUAAUUUCCUGAAAAUGUAAUAACGCCUGAAAAUGUAAUAAAAUUUGCACUUAACUCAAUUGAAAAUGUAAUACAACCCAAUAAUGUAAUAACUUCACCAAUAAUGUAAUAAAAUAUCCUGACUGAUAUUGUAAUAACAUUUUUGCCGAUAAUGUAAUACCUUAUUACAUUAUUGGGAAUUUAUUACAUUUUCAGGUGGGUCUUUUUCUUAUUUUCCAAAACUGAUAAUGUAAUACUUGACAAAUAAUGUAAUAUAUAUCUUCAUUUUCAGUCCAGAGUUCUACAUUUUGUGUUUUAAGAAUCUAAGAAUGUUAUAUACACUGGAUUUGAAACACCAGAAUGACUAUUGGGUUAAAUUACAGACUUUGAGUACCAUGUAAUAAAUUCCCAAAAACGUAAUAAGGUAUUACAUUAUUGGUAAAAAUGUUAUUACAAUAUUCGUCAGGAUAUUUUAUUACAUUAUUGGUGAAGUUAUUACAUUAUUGGGUUUUAUUACAUUUUCGAUUGAGUUAAGUGCAAAUUUUAUUACAUUUUCAGGAAAUUAUUACAUUAUAGGAAAUUAUUACAUUAUAGGAAAUUAUUACAUUAUAGGAAAUUAUUACAUUAUAGGGUAUAAAUUAUUACAUUAUAGGGUAUAAAUUAUUACAUUAUAGGGUAUAAAUUAUUACAUUAUAGGGUGCUACAGGGCUCCUUCUGUUUGCCGCGACCGUCCACUCUGCAAUAGUAAUGAAUGUAAAUCUUUUAUUAAUAGUUGUUGUACAACUGGUCCCUCGGCACCAACCUUCAUGCUCAUGUGACCCGGGAUGAGACGGAGACGCAUCGGCUGUAACAUCUGCACAGGGAUUAACCACACAGAGGCUGAGCUCCACCUUUGAUCUGCAGGGGGCGGAGACAACAGACGUGAAGAAACUGCUUCUGGACGCCAUCGUGUAGGCUUUCAAACGCUCAGAGAACGGAGUCGUGUGAUGUAGGCGGAGCUACAGCCGGACUAGGAUCACGUGGAGACGUCCAGAUCGUCUGCGGUGGAGAAACGCCGGUGAACGACAUCGGUUUCACGUGUUUUAGUAGCAGGAUGAUUGAAUGCGACUGAUGCGACUUGUUGACGUCGUUCUUCCCCGGGAGAAGUGAUCGUGAGUGGGAGAAGUACCAGACCUGCAGGAUCAUAACAGACCAGAUAAACGAUGCUGCGGCGAGGACAAAAGAGAAUCAGAUGGCUUUAGUUUACUUACAUAACUCAGCAUUAUUCAUCUGCUCAUCGUCGUCAUGGAGACGUCUCAUCUCCAGAAAUCAUCCUCCCAACAUCCGGUCAUUGCUGCUGUGUAUUUUGUGGAAGUUCACCUGCAGGUUUUUGCUCCAGCCAAACAGGGGCUGAACGUUUGUUUUGAAGCUUUAUAAAGUGUUAAUGUCAUGAAACGUGACGUUUUGAGCUUUUAGGUGCAUUAGAGAUUUGUCGUAGGGACGUCUCGUGGUGGUGGGAGGAGCUGCUUUGCCCAGAACAGGAAACGCCUCCUUUUUGUUUUGUCUAUGUAGAGGGGGGUGUCAUCUGCGUACAGAGUGGUGUCAUCUGCAUACAGGCUGGUGUCAUCUGCGUAGAGGGGGGUGUCAUCUGCAUAGAGGCUGGUGUCAUCUGCGUAGAGGGGGGUGUCAUCUGUGUAGAGGGUGGUGUCAUCUUCGUAGAGGCUGGUGUCAUCUGCGUAGAGGCUGGUGUCAUCUGCGUACAGGCUGGUGUCAUCUGCGUAGAGGCUGGUGUCAUCUGCGUAGAGGGGGGUGUCAUCUGCAUAGAGGCUGGUGUCAUCUGCGUAGAGGGGGGUGUCAUCUGCAUAGAGGCUGGUGUCAUCUGCGUACAGGGUGGUGUCAUCUGCGUAGAGGAUGGUUUCGUCUGCGUAGAGGGUGGUGUCAUCUGCGUACAGGGUGGUGUCAUCUGCGUAGAGGGUGGUGUCAUCUGCGUAAAAGGGGGGUGUCAUCUGCGUACAGGGUGGUGUCAUCUGCGUACAGGGUGGUGUCAUCUGCGUAGAGGAUGCUGUCAUCUGCGUACAGAGUGGUGUCAUCUGCAUAUAGGAUGGUGUCAUCUGCGUACAGAGUGGUGUCAUCUGCAUAUAGGAUGGUGUCAUCUGCGUACAGAGUGGUGUCAUCUGCGUAGAGGCUGGUGUCAUCUGCGUACAGGAUGGUGUCGUCUGCUUAGAGGAACAGUUUCCUCCUAAAUCUCCACAACUUGAAGCUACACAAUCACAAAAAGCUCAACCGUCUGCAGAUUUCAGGUUUUAUUCAUUUACAAAGUUAAUCCGAUCUGUUUGAAACUUUGAGAUUUUCCGUGUCUGCACUUUUUGUAUUAAUGGUUCGUCCAUCACUGUUUUCACUUUAAAACCUCCCGUUUAUAUAAUUAGCUGGUCAGAGGUGUUUUUUCUCUUGUUACGCCCGCUUUGCUGUACCGGUUUUGGGAAAUCCUGCACUUUGUUUCACCGAGAUGUAUUCAGUAUUUGUCUUGUGGGGGCGGGGCUGAAU